AUGGCAGACCUGAUACCAAGCGGCACGAAGAUCCAGGCGUCCGCCUCAGCACCGGGCACGCGCCGCGCCUCCGUCCUCGCCGAAGACGACGAGGCAUGGACGGCCCCCUCGAGCCCGGCACACCUGGUCCUCGGGUUCCCGGCCCCGAUCACCCCGGCACGGAUAGCGCUCACCUUCCAAGGCGGGUUUGUGGCCCUCUCUAUCCUCGUCAGCGUGCGGCGGGACGGCGAGAACGGGUUCGAGGCCGCCGGGAGGGUGUACCCCGAGGACGUGAACCGGCGGCAGGUGCUCUCCCUGCCUUACCCCGACGCCGCCGACGCACCGGCCAUCACCGCCCUCCGACUCGACCUUGAGAACUCGUCCGACCACCAUGGCCGCGUGACUCUCUACCGUCUCGAACUGCUGCCCCCGGCAUAGCACGACGUUACGCUCAGACUCCUGCACCAGCCUCCUCACUACGCGGCCCCUCUACACCCCCGCACCCCACACCCCUCGGCGUCACUGUUGCAUGCCACCUCCGCCAGGGCCGGUUGACGACACCCGGGGUUGCUAUAUAUUUUCGUCGUCUACAAUUCUACUCCUCCUCCACACCCCCGCCACGCCCGAUGCCAAUGCAAGGUAUGGGAGCAUGAUACCGACAGUGUGCUGUGUGUUGUGUUGGUUGUGUGUGACUUUGUGUCGUGUUGUUGUUGUUGCUGUGUUGUUGUGGGCCGACUCAAUGCUUGGUGGGUUGUUGCAGUGCUGAUCUUCUCGUUCUUCUUGCAGUGCUUGAUUCCUCAACACCAUACAAACCAUACAAACAACAAGAUCGUACAAUUUUUCGGAAAGACUGAUACAGGUUCGAUUCGAGAUGUCGAGAGCGACGGGGCCGGUCUUUUAAAAAUCGUCAAGAUCCGGCUUCGGCAGCGAGGCCGAGUGGGGCGAGUUGUGGAACGUCGGCCCGGCGUACUUUGGUCCGCCGAGAGGGACGCCACUCGCCUGGUUGAUGCGCGGGAACUGGCCCACGAUCGGGAGUGAGAUCACGCCAGGCAGGCCCGAGGGCACGGGCGAGGCGCGAGAGUUGGCGGCGGUCCGCACCGGGGUCUGGGGAGCCCGGUGGACGUUGUAGCCAGUGUGGAAGGGAGAGUUGUCAAAAGCGGCUGCCGAGUGGUUGCGCGGCAUCAUGGACGCAAUCGCUGCCGCUGCGGGGUGGUGGUCAAGCGACUGGCGGCGGUCGUGUGUAGGUCGCUCGGGCUUGAGCGUCACAGCGGUGCUGCCCUUGGCGCGCCGGCGCUGGUCGGCAGUUGAAGAACGUGUCGAGCGCUUGGAAGGCGUGUCUUCGGCGCCUAGUUGCUGCUGCCAGUUCAACGGCUGAGGGGCGGACGGUGCAUCGAGCGGCAUGUCCCAGCCCUGGCCGUCAGCCUUCUUGCCGUUGGCAGUGGCAAAGAAGCCCUCGGUAGGGAGAGACUGGCUCAGAGAAGUCACGUCAAAAGACGAGUCGGGUGUCGCAGCAGCCUCGGCAGCCGCCUUUCCGCCCCGCUUCUUCUUCUGCGUCUUUUUGUUGUUGGCCGGAGGUGACGCCUGCGAAGCCCGCUGGGAGCGGGUCACGGGCCGUUCGGCCUCUGAUCCAGUGUCUUCCCUGCCAGAGACAGGAGCAGAAGUGGCCAUGCCGCCUUGCGCGAGAUCCAUGCGUUCCUUGUUGAGCCUUAAGAGGCCCUUCUUCGGCGCCGGGCUGGGGGCGACACCGAGGAGCUCAAACAGCUCGGGGUGGUCCUCGUCGCCAGUGUCUAGUGCGUCCGAGCCAGCAGCGUCUUGCGGAGUUCCGUUGCCUGAAGCGCGAGCUCCACGCUUACGGGGGCCGCGUCGGCGUCCAGCUGGGGCGCCAUCGUUGCGAGUGCCGUCGACUUCACCCAAUGGCAUGGUACUAGGGGCGUGCUUGCUUCGGGGUGAGUGGAUGCGUGUUGGCGUGUUGGAGCGGGGAGAGCCGGGAAGGGCGCUUGGUGGCUGCUGCUUGAACGAUGAGACGGGGAGCUGGAGUUGGUGGCUUGAGCGUCGAGGUGGUGGUGCAGAGCGGAGGCUCAUCCUAGGAAGUUGGUGAGUUGGCGUAGUGUGUGGGUCGAGUGGUGUGAGGUACCAACAAGACUCGAGGAUGUGGGGGGGUUUAAGUAGGUGUCGCGAGGCGAGUUGACUUGCGACAAGGGACGGGAGGGGGGGGAUGAGAUGGCGUGGGUGCUAUUAGGUUGCGGGGUUGUUGUUCAGGCCAGCCUGUUUGCUUGAUUGGAGGGUGGAACAAAAUGGUCUGAAUGGAACAAAUAUAAAAGUGGGGAGGAGAGGGGAGUCGUGGAGAGAUGGGGGGAGGGAGGCGUGAAGCCUGUCUCUGACAGGAGAGGUAGAUGUUGUGUGUCGUGGAAGAAUGUGGGUGAUUGUGUGAUGCACACAGAG
Vanrija pseudolonga is the source of this 2421-nucleotide messenger RNA. RefSeq names its product Nuclear receptor 2C2-associated protein (gene nr2c2ap). NCBI's taxonomy places the organism in Eukaryota, Fungi, Basidiomycota, Tremellomycetes, Trichosporonales, Trichosporonaceae. The record is from RefSeq and is a predicted model, not a curated record. The transcript is spliced from 3 exons. Bases 1 to 417 code for a protein of 138 amino acids.